Molecule: messenger RNA, 534 nt
Organism: Pectinophora gossypiella (pink bollworm)
Lineage: Eukaryota; Metazoa; Arthropoda; Insecta; Lepidoptera; Gelechiidae
Product: succinate dehydrogenase assembly factor 4, mitochondrial-like
Exons: 2
Coding region: 100-447 (115 amino acids)
Biological process (GO): mitochondrial respiratory chain complex II assembly
Cellular component (GO): mitochondrion
Source: RefSeq, a predicted model, not a curated record
UUGACAGUUAAGUUUCUGAACGUAAAUUGACGCUAAAACGUCACGUAAAAAAGUGUAAAUGGAAUUUAUGGCACUAUUAUUAAUUUCAAAAGCGUAAAAAUGAUGCGUCUUAAUAUGAUUAGAAAUACAAUAGAAAUUUACAAUUUAGGAUCGUCAGUAAAUGUAUUAAAAAUAUGCAAAUAUUCUCAAACGACGAAACCAGAAGGUCUUGAAGAAAAACCAAAAGAAUCUAAACGAUUAGCUGAAUUUAGAAAAAAAUUGAGAGAAACGACGCCUAUUGGUGACCUUGGUGAACAACCACUUACGCCGCCGACUGUAAAGGAGGAUCCCCUGCCUCCAUGGCCUGACAAUAGAAAUCCUCAUACAGGGGAGGUGAAUGGUCCAAGAGGACCAGAGCCAACAAGAUAUGGGGACUGGGAAAGAAAGGGAAGGGUUUCGGAUUUCUGAUAAGAUAAUGUAAAUAAUAUCAAUUGUGAUUGCUCCGCUUAGUCGUAAUUAGAAGAUGCAAUAAAAAAUAAAAUUCUGUUGAGUUUA